CCCAUCAUCUCCGAGGACAAUAUCCAACACGUGCACCACAUCCUUCUAUACGGAUGUCAUCUGCCGGAAAGUGACAAAUAUUUCGAAAAAUGGAUCGGCGCAGAUGGAGGCCAGUGCUUCGACCCCAACAUGCCCGUCUCCUGGAAGUACUGCUCAAGUCUCAUGGUAGGCUGGGCUGUUGGAGGUGAAGGAACCUUCACACCAGAACACGUUGGUUUCCCACUGGGAGAGGAGCACGGGGAGCUACGUACUUCAUGAUGGAGUUGCAUUACGAAAAUCCUAAUCUCAGGAAAGGCAUAGUAGACAAUUCCGGCCUGAGGAUUUACUAUACAGAGAAGCUGCGUGAACAUGAUGCCGGUAUGAUGAUAUUGGGUCUCAACGUGUCACCUAUGCAAAUAAUACCCCCGGGUCAACAUUGGCUGAGUAUUGGGCAUUGUAGCAGCGACUGUACUGGCCAACAUCUUCCUGAAAAAGGCGUCAACGUGUUUGGUGCAUUCCUUCAUGCACAUGCUUUGGGCAGAAAUAUGACCCUCAGACACAUCAGAGGUCAUAAGGAAUUGCCUGUGGUUAUGCAAGAUCUUAACUACGACUUCAACUUCCAAGAGACCAGGAAUCUCAAAGAGGAAUUGGUCGUAUUGCCUGGAGAUUCCCUCAUUGUAGAAUGUGGACUGGAUUCCACAUCGCGCAGUGGUCCUACUUUCGGAGGAUUCGGAGCCUAUCAGGAGAUGUGUCACAGCAUAUUAUACUAUUAUCCCCGGGUGGAUCUGACUAGCUGUUUCUCAGAGCUCUCUGCUAAGUCUCUCUUUGAUGCCCUGGGCAUAGAGGAUGCCAGUACGCAAAAGGGAGAGAAGCUUGAAUCAUCCCAUGAGUAUGGAAUCGAUCUGGAAGCGGAGACUAAACUAGCAGAGGUGAUGAAAGCCGGAAAUAUGAAUUCCAAAAUGAAAAAACCAGAACUUUUUCAUCUGCUGCGUGGCAUCAUCGUCAAAGCUCCUGCUAGUGAGUUAAUUGCUAUUAAUUAUGAAAGAAAUCUGUUUUAGUGAAUGAAAACUACU
This is a messenger RNA of Macrobrachium nipponense, 1052 nucleotides long. RefSeq names its product MOXD1 homolog 1-like. NCBI's taxonomy places the organism in Eukaryota, Metazoa, Arthropoda, Malacostraca, Decapoda, Palaemonidae. The transcript is spliced from 8 exons. Gene Ontology annotation, cellular component: secretory granule membrane. The coding region runs from base 255 to 1037 and encodes 260 amino acids. Gene Ontology annotation, biological process: octopamine biosynthetic process; norepinephrine biosynthetic process; dopamine catabolic process. Gene Ontology annotation, molecular function: dopamine beta-monooxygenase activity; copper ion binding. The record is from RefSeq and is a predicted model, not a curated record.